CCCUCCUUCGCUCCUUCCUCACUCCCUCCCUCCCUCCUUGGUUCAUCGCCGUUUCUCGCGCCAAGCCGAGCCGUUCUCGCGCCGAGCCCGGGACGCGUGCCGCCACGCCGUGCCCCAGCCUGCCGUUGGGGCCGUGCGGCGGCCGCGCGCGCGAUGGCGUCCGCCGCCCUGGCGCCGCAGCCGGAGGAGGGCGCAUUUUUCGUCGCCCUGCGGGCCUGCGAGGAGGAGCACAUGCGCCUGAAGGCCGAGCUCGCCGCCAUGCACGCAUGCCUGGCCGCGUCCGCGGGCGCGCCCGCGGACGGCCCGCCGCCAGCACCCGCGCCCGCGGAGCCCCAGAGCCGGGCGAAGCCGGCCGAGAACGCCACGCCGACGCCCACCGGGGCGCCCGCGGCGCGGGUGUCGAGGGCGCGGAGCGCCCCGCUGCUGACGGGGGCCCCGGGCAGCGCCGAGCCGCGGACAGAGGCCCCCGCGCCGCCGGUGCUCCUCGGGCGCGAGGGCAGCAGCGGUGCGCCCGACGCGAGGGCCAGGAGCGCGUCCUACGCCUCGAUGCUGGGUGGCAGCGGCAUCGUCGCCGUCACGAGCAAGAGCAGUGAGCUGGAGACGCGCCUGGCGACGGCGCGGAACACGAGAAGCCGCGAGCGGUGCGGCUCCUCGGGCGCGCGGCCACCGUCCCACAAGGACUCGCUGGACUCGGGCCUCUCCAGUGCUGUGUACCAGGCCCUGCCGUGCUGGAGGAUGACCGGGACGACCGCCUCUGGGGACCACAGCGUGGUGGACGUCCUCGGCCCUCCACUGACGCGUGCGGCAACCAAGCAGGGACGCCUGCAGAGAAUCAUCAACCUGCGCCUCGGGUCCAGCACUAUGUCCCUGAACGGCGUGAGAGGCUCUGGCAACACGUCCGACAGCGACGGCGCCUGGGACAAGCAGUGCGUCAUGCAUCCCGAGGGCGCUGCCCGGCUCUUGUGGGAUACGGUCGGCGCCCUGGUGUGUUUCUUCGACCUCAUCGUGUUGCCGCUGCAGUUCUUCGACGUGAUGUGGUUGGACGACAUAAGCGCCGUCAUGGAUUGGCUGACCGCCAUCUUCUGGACUGUUGAUAUGUUCCUUUCUUGUAUCACUGGCGUCUACAUCAACGGCAUCUUGCGCAUGCAACGCAGACAGAUCAUGUGUCGCUAUGCGACAACCUGGAUGCCAUUGGACCUGCUGGUGGUUGGGAUCGAGUGGGGGACCUUGCGAUCCGACGACGACGACAACGCAGCAUCGAUGGCCGGUGUGGUACGUGGCUUCAAGUUCCUGCGUUUCUUCCGAUUCUUGCGGUUGGUCAAGGUCCGCGUGAUCAUCAGGAAUCUGGAGCGGCGUUUCAAUUCCGAGGCCCUGCUUCUUAGUCUCAAGGUCUUGAGGCACAUCGCCAGCGUCAUGGUUCUCAACCACGUGCUGGGCUGCAUCUGGUACGCGCUCGGAAACUCGAGCGACGACGGCUGGGUCGCCGAGUACGUCGAGGGCCGCAGCGUCUUGUACAGGUACAUGACAUCGAUUCACUGGUCCAUCUCGCAGUUCCACGGCGCGAUGGAGGUGGCGCCCCAGACGGACAACGAGCGGACCUUUGCGGUCGUGGUGGUGAUCUUUGCCCUCAUCGUCUUCUCCUGGUUCCUGAGCAGCAUGACCAACGCCAUGCUCCAGCUGCAGCAGGUCCACGAGGCGCCCACCAAGCUGAACCGGCAGCUCCUCCAGUUUCUCCAGGAGCGCCGCGUCUCGGGCAUGCUCGCCUCCCGCGUGAAGAAGUUCGUCGACCUGCGCAGCGGCUCGCCGUUUGUGCGCGAGUGCGACGUCAAGCUCCUGGAGAUUAUGCCGGCCAACCUGCUCAUGGACAUCCACGAGGAGGUUUACGCUGCGGUGGUGAGCGUGCACCGGCUCUUCUCCGACAUGUACACGGUGUUCCCAGGGACCGUGCGGCAGCUGAGCCACGAGGCCAUGCUGGAGAAGGUCGAGCAGCCGGGCAACAUCAUAUUCAGCACGGGCGACGCCUGCGGCAGGAUGCUCUUCGUGGAGCAGGGCAAGCUCUCUUACAUGCACGGUGCCCGCAAUGCUGGUAUGCUUCGGUCGAACCCUACGCGUGCCUUCCGGAGGAGCAUCCUCUCUGGAACUGCGCAGCAUUCCGUGACCAGCGGGUGGCGCAAGUUGAGGAGCGGAGUCGCCGAGGUGGCUUCCGACUCUGGGGAGGAACUCAUCGGGAAGGCCCGGUGGAUGAGCGAAGCCGCUAUCUGGACCACAUGGGAGAAUUGCGGCGAGCUGACGUCGAGCGGGCACACCUCCUCGUUGCCGUCAGCGCUGCUGAGUUCGUCCGCGUCGUCAGCCUCUACAGGCAGGCGUACCACUCCUGCUCGCUCUACGCGCGCGACUUCGUGGAGCAGCUCAACGCGCAGGAAGCGCCAUCCGACCUCUGGGCGAGCAGCCCUUGAGCUGCAGCGCGGCCACCUGCGCUGCGCCGCCCCCGCCCACCCUGAAAGCCAUAUGUUGUCAUUUCGAGGCGCUUCGCUCCAGGAUUGCAUGUUUCUUCCUCCCCCAUUGUUUCCUGCCCCCUUCUCCGCCUCCGCCUCGUCGUCAGUUUGUCCUGCGCUGCCUCUUCCAUCGGUGGCGGCUCUAUCGCUCGCCUCUGUGCACCAGAGUACCUCGUGCCCGCCUGCGUCGGCCACAAGUGCCAAAGCGCCCGACGCCCCGAUACGUUUGGAAGAAUCUGCGCACACGACGGAGCGUUCAGUGCCAGAUCGCUUAUGCGCACAUGACGCAGCGUUCAGUGCCAGAGCGCCUAUGCGCACAUGACGCAGCGUUCAGUGCCAGAGCGCUUGGCGUUUUUCUCGAUGCCUGGGUGCCUAGCGCCCUGGACGACGAGGCUUUGCAUAUGACAAGGCGUGCUACAGCACUUGCCGUAGACGAAGACCGACUGCCCUUAUGGCAUCUUUGUGAAAAUGGUCUCCGUUACUGAAUCCUCAUGCUGUUGUGGACUGCCCAAAGACUGGUGCACAUCAUGGGGUCGGCCUCCUCUCCGCACCCGGGCUUGCACUUGUCAUUCGGCGACUCGGGGCA
Messenger RNA from Prorocentrum cordatum, 3081 nucleotides. Lineage: Eukaryota; Dinophyceae; Prorocentrales; Prorocentraceae. The record is from the annotation of a GenBank genome assembly.